AUGGGCAGGACCAUGGGACACUUGUUCAUGCUGUGGGUGGCUGCUGGCAUGUGCUAUCCCACCCUCGGUGCUUCUGCCUGGUCAGUGAACAACUUCCUGAUAACAGGUCCCAAGGCCUAUCUGACCUACACCACCAGUGUGGCCUUGGGCGCUCAGCUUGGUAUCGAAGAGUGCAAGUUCCAGUUUGCCUGGGAGCGGUGGAACUGUCCUGAGCAUGCUUUCCAGUUCUCAACCCACAGCAGGCUGAGAGGUGCCACGAGAGAGACAUCCUUCAUUCAUGCCAUCCGCUCUGCGGCCGUCAUGUACGCCGUCACGAAGAACUGCAGCAUGGGUGACUUCGAAAACUGCGGCUGUGAUGAGUCACAGAAUGGAAAGACGGGUGGCCAUGGCUGGAUCUGGAGAGGCUGCAGCGACAAUGUGGAAUUCGGGGAAAAGAUCUCCAGACACUUCGUGGAUGGUUUGGAGAAAGGGAAGGAUGCCAGAGCCCUGAUGAAUCUUCACAACAACAGGGCCGGCAGGCUGGCAGUGAGGGCCUCCAUGAAAAGGACCUGCAAAUGCCAUGGCAUCUCAGGAAGCUGCAGCAUCCAGACGUGUUGGCUGCAGCUGGCUGACUUCCGGCAGAUGGGAAAUUACCUAAAGGCCAAGUACGAUCGCGCGCUGAAAAUUGAGCCGGAUAAGCGCCAGCUAAGGGCUGGCAACAGAGCCGAAGGCCGCUGGGCUCCCACGGAGGCCUUCCUUCCCAGCGCAGAGGCUGAGCUGAUCUUCUUAGAGGGGUCUCCGGACUACUGCAACCGCAAUGCCAGCCUGGGCAUCCAAGGCACAGAGGGGCGGGAGUGCUUGCAGAAUGCUCGCAUUGCAUCCCGCCGGGAGCAGCGCAGCUGUGGGCGCCUGUGCACGGAGUGUGGGCUGCAGGUGGAGGAGAAGACAAUAGAGGCCGUGAGCAGCUGUGACUGCAGCUUUCAGUGGUGUUGCACUGUCAAGUGUGGCCAGUGCAGGCGUGUGGUGAGCCGGUACUACUGCACACGCCCUGCAGGUAGUGCCGGGCCCCGGGUCAGGGGCAAGGACAGUGCGGGGUAA
Messenger RNA from Mastomys coucha (southern multimammate mouse), 1077 nucleotides. RefSeq names its product Wnt family member 8A (gene Wnt8a). The record is from RefSeq and is a predicted model, not a curated record. Gene Ontology annotation, cellular component: extracellular region. Gene Ontology annotation, biological process: canonical Wnt signaling pathway; multicellular organism development; cell fate commitment. Bases 1 to 1077 code for a protein of 358 amino acids. Gene Ontology annotation, molecular function: frizzled binding; cytokine activity. NCBI's taxonomy places the organism in Eukaryota, Metazoa, Chordata, Mammalia, Rodentia, Muridae. The transcript is spliced from 6 exons.